CCCCCCCCUUGCUCCUUUGACCGAUUAUCCACCCAAAGGAUAAUUCGCCACUGCAUCUCUCCGCAUACUUUCCAAAAUCAUGGCCGCUCCUACUCCUUACUGUCCUCAACGUGUCGCCACGCCCACCAUGAAGCAUAAUGCACCUCAGAAGCAACCGAGUCAACUUAGGCGCAAGGCCAAGCUGCCGGCUUGGGCCUCACGCCGAGAGCAACCCGAACCCGAGACAUCAUCACUGUGGGAUUCAGACACAAUCUCCCGAACUCAAUCGCUGGCCUCGGUGGCGACCUCGGCCUCUCUUGACAGUUCGUUCUCCAAUGAUGAUCGUCGCUCUAGUAUCCCGUCCAUGUCGACUUCAUCGUCCUCAUUCAUCAUCACUCCUCUUGCGACACCUGCCAGCUCUCGAGCGCCGUCUCUCAUCCAGAUUGACGAACCUGAUGAUACACCGACCAAGUCAUGGGUGCCAAAUUUCGGCAAAAUGGCAAAGGCCGUUGUUCAUCAUGGCAUGAGCAUCAGCUUUGGAGACAAGAAGUCCCGCAAGAAACCAGAACCUGAAAUCGAGCGCCUUGAAGCUGAGGCUAGGCGGCAACAAUGGGCUCUAGAACAGCAACAACGGGUCCAAGAAUGCGCAAGGUUAUGUUCUCAGUGGCCGCAGAGCGGCUACAACCAGAUGAAAUGGGGACCAUAUGGCUCAAAACAAUACUACGAACCUCAAUCCUACUGCAACCCUCAACACGUCGCCAGUGUCAUGCAGCGUCAAGCAGAGCUUGAACGAAAAAUGUGUCAAGAGUCCGCCUUGUUCUUUUCCUGUCGACCCAGUAAUUUCAGUUCGCCCCAUUCUUCCCCCCGUCUAUCGGCCGACCUUUCCGCCGCCAUGUCUGAAUCCCUCAUUCCUAGCAGCUUGUCCGACUCGCUCAUCAGCAGCACGGACUCACUCACGUCUAAGACCAGCUUGUCGGAUCUCCGCUCUCUCAGUAUGGAAGAUCGACCAGCCUCUGUUUGUGGCUUCAAGCGUCCCCUAGCUGCCUCUUUCGAAGAAGACAAGCGACGUCGAGUGGAUGACAUGGUUGUAGAAGAAAUUGUAAUCAAGUCCGCCUCGACGCCAAAUCUCGGUGAUACUGUAUUCGGUCACGUCGUCAAGACAUCCGAUUCCCACCCGAUUGUUAUUUCCCCCUUUCUUCCUCCCGAGCUCAUCAACAUUAUCUCACACAGCGUCACCACAUCACCCGCCUCUCCAUCCAUCCUCGUCUCAUCGGUUGACGUUCCCUCCCUGCUGCUGUCGUUCAUGCCUUCAGUCCAGCCUAAGGGUCCUGGUAUGCUCCUUGGCAAUCUUCUGCUAAGCUCCUGCCCGGGCAAACGAUUGCGAAUGGAAGGUCCAGUCAAGGGUCGAGGGCCUGUAUGUCGUGACCUAGAGACCGAUCUCCGUCGAAUCAAGAACGAAGGCGUCGGCUGUCUAGUCUGCUGCCUUGACGACUCGGAGCUUGCCCUUCUUGGCGUCCCCUGGGAUACAUAUGCUUCCGUUGCCUCUUCGAUUGGGCUCGACGUCGUUCGACUUCCCAUGCCUGACGGUUUUACACCCGUGUCUUUGUCUCUCUUUGACGCACAAAUCAACCUCAUCGCGGAAAAGUACACGCUCCAAGGUAUCAACGUCUUGGUCCAUUGUCGAGGCGGUGUUGGACGAGCUGGACUGACAGCUUCCGCAUGGGCCAUCAAGAUGGGCUUCGUGACUCCUCAUCCAUCUCUGACCCUUGUUGCUGAAGCUGCUUUCUCAAAACUGUCCGAUGUGAACCCUCAUGCUCCGGGACUUCAUCUCCCAGCUGAGCUCGAACAUCAAAUUUGUAUGUCCAUGGUCGAGCGAGUCAUCGCUAUGAUUCGAUCUCGACGUGGACUCAAGGCUAUUGAAUCGUUUGAACAGGUCCAAUUCCUGGCUGCGUAUGUAAAAUGGUUGAGGGCGGGUAGAUGAAACAUCAAA
Kockovaella imperatae is the source of this 1969-nucleotide messenger RNA. RefSeq lists its product as hypothetical. Gene Ontology annotation, cellular component: nucleus. The record is from RefSeq and is a predicted model, not a curated record. Gene Ontology annotation, molecular function: phosphatase activity. Lineage: Eukaryota; Fungi; Basidiomycota; Tremellomycetes; Tremellales; Cuniculitremaceae. Gene Ontology annotation, biological process: dephosphorylation. The coding region runs from base 80 to 1960 and encodes 626 amino acids. The transcript has 5 exons.